GCGCGCUCGGUCACCGGGCCGCCCCCGGUUGCCGCUAUAAAUAGCAGCGCCCCGGUCGCUCCCAGCCCCCAGUCGCCUCGUCAACAGGGACCUCUGUUCUCCCCCCUCACACAUACCCCGCUGUGCCCUCCCCGUCUGUCUGUCUGCCCGCCCGACCGCGCCCUCCCUCUCCUCCUCUCUCUGUCUGUUGCGCCUGCCUGUGUGUGCCCGCGUGUGCGUGUGCAUGGCCGCCUCCCGGUGUGUUGUGUCCCUCCCUCUCCUUGUCCCCGCGUUUGUAGGGAGUGAGCGCGCACCCAUUGUAGCCAUGUCUGCCCCACCCUCGACACAGCAGCAGCAGCAGCAGCAGCAGCAGCAGCAGCAGAAGCGGCCGAAGCAGCAGCAGCAGCAGCAACAGCAAGCACAUCGACCGACCCCCCCCGCCACCGGCGGCGGGGUGGGGCAGAAGCCGGCCGGCCGGCGCCGUGGUGGCGCCCCGGCUGCACCCCCUGUCCGGAUGAAGCUGGCGGUGGCCGCCUCGCCGGCUAGCCUGUCGGCCAGCCUGGCGGCGGCGUCCUCCCCGGCGCCCCCCCUCCCGCGCGGUCUGGAGCAGCGCCUCGUGACCGUGUUGGAUUCGCACUUUGCGCACCUGGGCCAGGCGCGUCUCCAGCGCCAGGCCACCCGGUAUCAGUCAGUGCGCGCGGCCCAGCGCGCCAAGCGUGCUGGCCUCCCCCCCGCCGAGAAGCCUGCGGUCCCGGCGACGCGGGCCCCGCUUCCCGAUGCGCCCGGAUUGAUCGUCGGCACGAACCAGGUCCUCCGGGCGCUGGAGCGCCGUGCGGAUCGCCCCGGCUCGGCCGUGGUCUUCGUGGCGCUGGACGCCAUGCUUCAGACCCUGGCCACCGUGGUGUCGGCGGCCGCUCGGCGCCUCGGUUUCCCGGUGGCCUGCCUCAGCGCCUCGGCCGGCGAUCUGUCUCGCAUCUUCGGCCUGCCUCGGGUGACGACGUUCGCCGUGCUGGACGAUGAUGCGGCCUUGUUGUCCGGUCUGACGGGCAUCCUGUGCCCGGUGGCCGCCGACGGCACCGCCAUCCCUCUCCAGGUAGUGGCCCCCGUCGAUGCCGACGCCGCCGCCGCCUCUUCCUCCUCCUCCCUGGCGCCGACGCCGGCGCGGCUCCAGCCUCCCCCCUUCCGGCAAGUCCCGCUGGUCCCCACCGAGCAGCGCGUUCCGCCGAGGGUGAGUCAUGUCCUGCCGACGAAACCGCGCAAGCACCAGCCAUCCCGGGCCCCAGGGGAGGGGAUGGCGGCGGUCGCCGUCAGCAAGGGGAAUCGUGUUGCCCGCGAUGGCGGCGGCCAAGGGCCGCCACCGCCAGCCAAACGUCCGCGCUCUUCCUCUUAGCUUCACAAUAUACAACGCACAACCCGACACAUGUGCAUAUAUAAAAAUGCCCCCUCCCCCC
Molecule: messenger RNA, 1430 nt
Organism: Fonticula alba
Lineage: Eukaryota; Rotosphaerida; Fonticulaceae
Exons: 2
Coding region: 224-1369 (381 amino acids)
Source: RefSeq, a predicted model, not a curated record